Poecilia latipinna (sailfin molly) is the source of this 4081-nucleotide messenger RNA. RefSeq names its product proteinase-activated receptor 4. Gene Ontology annotation, biological process: blood coagulation; positive regulation of Rho protein signal transduction; thrombin-activated receptor signaling pathway. The record is from RefSeq and is a predicted model, not a curated record. NCBI's taxonomy places the organism in Eukaryota, Metazoa, Chordata, Actinopteri, Cyprinodontiformes, Poeciliidae. Gene Ontology annotation, cellular component: plasma membrane. Gene Ontology annotation, molecular function: thrombin-activated receptor activity.
UUAGGAUUUGUUGGGUCAGAUUGAGUGCAUUGCUGUUGAGUUAGUUUGGUUUGGUUAAGGUUAAAGUUAGUGUUCUUUUAGUGAAGGUUAAGGUUACCCAGGGUUAAAGUUAAUUUGGUUUAGUAGUGGUUAGUUAGGCUGAAGGUUAGUUUAGUUUUCAUAUUGUCGUAUUUUCAGGGUAAUUUCUCGGUUCUGUUGGACUCUGCUGCUGGUUUCUUCUAUCGCCGUCUCGUCUUCUCUGAUAUGUGAAACCCAAACGGGCCAGCUGAAACUUGCUUCAUGUUCUGAGCUGUGAUUGGACAGCCAGGGUCUGUCCAAUCACAGAGUGAGGUGACUUCCUGUUGAGUGAAUAAGGUGGGAACUGGGCCAGCCCUCACAUGUUACUGGCUGCUGUUGCUACCAGAACUGUCAGAGCAGAACCAGGCAGGAGAAAAGCCAAUAGAACCCAAUAGGACCAGGUCCGGUCUGCCUGAGCUGGGUUGCUGACCCGAGUCCUUCACAGCUGUGGCAGUAUGUGUGGCUCAGAGGGAGCGGCUGGACUCAGAGCGGUCCUCACAGAGACACACUCCCCUGACACACACACAGUCACAUCUGGAGAACAUCAGCAGAGUGGGCGGUUCUGGUCCCAGGCGGGUUGGCUGGAUCGGAUCAGACUGCUGCCAAUUCUCACAUAGAAUCAGCUGCUUCCCUGUCGGGUUCUGGGACCGGUUCUGGACCAUGAAGCGUCUCGUCAGGACUCUGCUGCUGGUGUCUGUCCUGCCGUCCCUCUGCACCGUCUCUCCGCCUCCGGACUUCGAGUGUGGCAUGUCCUACCGUCUACGAGCCUUCCGGGUGACGACCAGGUGUAACCUGACCACCCUAAAGGAGAAGCAGGUGAAGGAGAUCCAGGCUUCGACCACCAACCUGCUGCUGCCGAUCAUCUACCUGUCGACCUUCUGCGUCGGACUGCCCACCAACCUGUUGGCUCUCUGGAUUCUCGUGUUCCGGACCAAAUGUCGGCCGUCGACCACGCUGCUCAUCAACCUGACUGUGAUAGACUGCUUGCUGUUCCUGGUUCUGCCGUUUCGGAUCGUCUACCACUUCCGGGGGAACCACUGGGAGUUGGGGGAGCCUCUCUGCCGGAUCGUCAUGGCGAUGCUUUACGGGAACAUGUACAGUUCGGUCUGGUCCCUGGCCUUUGUGGCUGUGGACCGGUACGUGGCUGUGGUUUAUCCGUUUGGUGCGAAGAGUUUGCGCAGCCGGCGGUGGUCUCGGGGCCUGACGGCCGCGGUGUGGGUGGUGAUGCCGGCCGCCAUGUUGCCUCUGCUGCUGUCCCGGCAGACUUACCCUCUGGACGACCCCAACAUCACCACCUGCCAUGACGCACUGCCUGAGAGCGUGCAGGAGAACUACUUCCUGCCGUACUUCGCCACGCUGUUCACCACCUGCUUCCUGCUGCCCUUCAUCAUCGUGAUGUUCUGCCACAGCGCCAUACUGCGCACCCUGCUGGCUGAAGGCAGGAAGUACUGUCACGCUAUCAGGGUGACGGUUCUGAUGAUACUGGUGUUCGUGGUGUCCCUGCUGCCCUGUAACGUCCUCCUGAUCCUGACCUACAGCGACAGCUGGCCGGACGGUGAGGACCUGUACGUCCCCUACAUGAUGAGCCUGGCCACCAGCACCUUCAACAGCUGCUUCCACCCCUACAUCUUCUACUUUGUCUCCAGAGAUUUCAGAGAAAGGACCAGGAGCGCUCUGUGCUGCCUCCAUGACAUGGAGGACAAACCGUCCUCUCAGGGGACACACACCUCCUCGUCAGCGGGGCAGAGGUCAAAGGUCACUCUGCUGGCCAUGGCAGGUUACAGGGGACGCCUGACCCAGCAGCCAGAGGUCAACAUGAUGACGUAACAGUCAGCUGAUGCUGGUUUACGUCAGGAGCAGCCGGACGCGCCGGGCCUCCAGAUCCUCCUUCCAGUAAAAGAAAUAGCUACUGGAUUUUUUUACUAUAAACAAAACUGGAGAAAAAAUGUUUUCUGUGUCAAAACAUUUUGUACGUGUGUCCGUCCUGAACCUAACUCCUAUUGGUCAGUUUACUUUUGUUCAUUCGUCGUUCUUUCUGUAAGCCAUUGUUUCUCCACCCUGGUCCUCAGGCCCCUGCCUGCAUGUUUCAGGUGUUUCCCUUCUGCCACCUGGAUUGUAUCUCUGGGUGAUUAACAGGUUUCUGCAGCUCUUGACCGUCAUGCAGACAUUUUAAUCAGCUGUUCUGGAAUAGAGGCUCAUCUAAAACAUGCAGAGCAGGACUGAGGACUGGAAUUGAGAAGCUCUGCUGUAAGCCAACUGAGACAGUGCAGUGGAGCUAGCUACGAAUGAAUAACCGGAGUUCGACCCGUCCUGUAGCUCUGGGUGAACCCUGCUGGUUUAACAGCUUAUUUUGUGUGGUUUUGCUAACUGAAGAGCUGAUGGGUCCGUGACGUCGGCCGCUGUUCCUGAACAUUACCCAACACUGCCGGAGCGUUAAACAGUUAGAUCUAGUUAAAACUUUGCCAAAAAGAGUAGAAAUGAAGCAGACGCCACCUGAACCUGGGAGUCUCCGGCUUUGCUUUCCAGGCUUUAUUAUUUAGCAUAACUUGUUAAAAAAAAUCCUGGAAAAAUGUGCAAACAGAUAUAAAAAGUAUUUUUAGGCAUUUAUUUAGAUUUGGACCCAUCUAAAUAUUUUAGGGAUAAUUUCCUCGACAAACACAAUAAAUAUGGAUUAGCGUCUUGCUUCUGGUUGUGAAGAAGUGCAUCACAUAUGCUUGGCUAAGACCACAACCUCCCAAUCACACAAUAAAAAGGUCAACAAACAACAUGAAGACCAAACCCAAGAUGGAGACGUUGGAAACCUGGAACUAGAUUCAUAUUGUAACCUUUAGUUUAUUUUGUAUUAUUGUUAUUAUGUACUUUUAAUACAUAAUCACAGUACAUAGCACUGUGCUUCACAGUACAGUAUUAUUAUUGUAUUACUGUUGUCCCUUUCACUGUAAUUAUUGUGGAUUUCUAUAUUCAUGGAUGCUAUUGGCUUCUCUUCAUGAUGUAUUUCUGUUUGCUGUUUUCCUCCAUCAUCCUACAGGUGAAUUAGAGAACCUGUUAUUGUAGCUUAAAUUAUCUGUGUAAAUAAGAUGUGAAAUGUGACAAAGGUGGACAUGUUUAUGUUUGUAUAAGAAAGUUAUUGAAAAUAAAAAAUCCUGCCUGAUCCGCUGCUUUAGGCCCGGUGCAUUAUGGGAUGCUGCGUGUUGCUGUGGUUCUGAGUCGGGUUCAGGACCGUACGCUCCGGGUUACGUUUCUGUUUCUUGUUGUUAAACUGAAAUAACAGCAGCAUUCAAGAAUCGCCCAUUCUUGAAUGAAGCCCAGAACAAACAGCGUUUCCUCUCAGAACCGGACAGUUGGAAGAACUUUGUUGACACGGUCCGGUUCUGUUUCACCGCAUCAGAACAUGAGGCGGUUCAGAUUCUGACCAGCAGACAUUCAGUUAGAGAUCAAACUUCACAAAGUGAAGAUGAAUGAACUCUGCGCUUCGUCCCAACAGUUUCUGCUCUGACUGGAUGAGGAAGACGAAGGCCCGCUGGCUCAGGAAGUUCGUCCGUAUCUGAUGGAGACAGGAAGCUGCUGUCAUCAGUCACAGCUUUAACAGAACCAACAGGAACCCUACAACAAGUCAGCCACCUCUCCGUCUGCGACAGAAAACAAUCCAGACCAAUCGGCCUUCACUGUGGUGCCAUCUCUGGAAAAAUCCUGAUCCAACUGAACCUUAUCCAUGAAGACACAGAGACGUCAGUUCCAGAGACCUGGCCUCAUGUAGAAAGCGGCGUACGCACAAAAAGUUUGCGUAAACAAGGGCGAAGCAACGAGUUUCCCAUCGGGGACACGUAACGGAAAGCCGACAGUAAACAGUUUGAGCAGAAAUGUCCAACAAUGACAUCAUCAACGCGUUACUCUACUCUGACCCCUGGUAACCUGUAAUCUAACGGGUUACUAUUUGCAAUCCAGUAAUCAGAUUAAAGUUAUGCAUCCACAUCACUGUGUGUUAAUCUGCAGUUUUUCUAGUAAACACAUAUUGUUGCUUUCU